CCGACCCCGAAGACCUGAAGCCCCGGGGGGAGGAAAUAACUCGCCCUCGGCUCACUCCCGCCCUGUUCCUCUCUCCGGCUCAUUGCCUUCCCUCGCUCCAAUGCCGCCGAGCUCGUCUCCACUUCGGGACAGCAGUGCGGCGGAGGUGGCAGCGAGCUCCCGGGCUCUGGACGAGAAAAUGGGGCAGGCAGUGACGCGCCGCUUCAGAGCUGGAGCCCGCGCAGCGCCUCGCAGAGCGAUGGACUGCCGAACCCCGAGCGCGCAGGACGCCCCGGCGGUGCCCACGUCGCUGGCCGCCCCAGCAGGGAGAAAACCAAAAGGCAAGGCACCGCUUCCUCCAGCCGAGACCAAAAGUGUUGAUGUCUCUGCAGUUGAUGAGUCUGUAGAAUCCACUCCUUUCAGCAUGGAACAGAAAGAAAACAUGAUAGAGAGAGACAUUGAGCUCUCGGUGGUUCUACCUGGGGAUGUUAUCAAAUCCACUACUGUUCAUGGCAGUAAACCUAUGAUGGACUUGUUGAUAUUCCUCUGUGCACAGUAUCAUUUAAAUCCAUCAAGUUACACAAUUGAUCUACUGUCAGCUGAAAAGAACCAUGUCAAAUUUAAGCCAAACACACCAAUAGGAAUGUUGGAGGUAGAGAAGGUCAUUUUAAAGCCAAAAAAUGUGGAUAAGAAAAAACCUACACCAAUAAUACCAGAGAAAACUGUCAGAGUAGUAAUCAAUUUUAAGAAAACACAGAAGGCCAUAGUGAGAGUCAGUCCACACGCAUCACUUCAAGAACUUGCCCCUAUUAUAUGCAGCAAAUGUGAGUUUGAUCCAUUACAUACACUGUUGUUGAAAGAUUAUCAAUCUCAGGAGCCCCUCGACUUGACAAAAUCUCUGAAUGACCUGGGACUCAGAGAGUUAUAUGCCAUGGAUGCCAAUAGAGCCACUUCUGUCACUGCCUUCAAUAAGUCAUCUUUACAAGAAUCCUGCCAAAUAUCACAAAACCUAGACAUUAUGAAGGAGAAAGAAAAUAAAGGCUUCUUAAGCUUUUUUCAACGCAGUAAGAAGAAGCGGGACCAAACUGCAAGUGCACCUGCCACUCCACUGGUAACCAAGCACCGCCCAACUUUUGUGAGGUCCAACACCAUUUCCAAGCCAUAUAUUUCAAAUACACUACCAUCAGAUGCACCCAAAAAGAGGCGGGCUCCCUUGCCCCCAAUGCCAGCAUCUCAGAGAGUGCCCCAGGACCCUGUGAACAUCCAGGAGAGGCCAGCUUCCUGUGUAGUAAAAUCCAUGAGUGUGGAUGAAACAGAAAAGAGACCCUGUGGAGCAGGAAUAAUGAGAACAGGCUCUCUGCAGCUCAGUAGCACAUCUGUAGGGAAUUCAUCUUUAAGAAGGACAAAACGAAGGGCACCUUCCCCACCCUCCAAACUAGCCCUCCAUGAAAGUGAUGAAAAUAAUCAUAUGACUGCCCUUCCAUCAGUAGAUGGCAUUUCUCCUGACAGUGUUUUGGAAGCAAACAGUCCUGAGGGACUGUCCAACUCAGAAACCUCCCUUGGCCCCGGGUUGCCCGGUCAGGAACCAUGCUCUGCGCCUAAGCUGGCAGAGGAAGCCUCUCUCUCUGAGUGCCCUGGGACACCUGAGGCAGCUGUCGCAUCAUUGACAUCUGGAAUAAGCUCUGAUUAUAGCCUUGAAGAGAUAGAUGAAAAGGAAGAACUAAGUGAAGUGCCUAAAGAUGAGGCUGAAAAUACUUAUCUGAAGUCACAAGAUAUUCCUCUUGUUUCUACCGACAUAAUAAAUACACUGAAAAAUGAUCCUGACUCAGCCACUGGCAGGGAUAACAGAGAAUCCUUACAAAACUCCAAGGAAGAAAAUCAAGAAACUAGAAAUCCGAAUGGACAAGAUACACACAAUAUAGUAUCUGAUACCGGCAAUGAAGAAAUGGUAGUUGAUACUCUAAGGAACUUGAAGUCAUUGCACCCAAACCAAGAGAAUGUUCAUCAUGAAAAAACUGUCUUUCCAAUGAACACAGAAGAUAAUAUGAAAACUAGAGUAAAGAAAACAGAAGUCAAUGUAGGAGGUGUUGCCACAAAUAACAAUGUGGACAUAAAAGUUGACACACUGCCAAACUUUCAAGUAUAUAAAACUGAUCCUGCUGUAAGCUGCAAGGAAAAUCAUCCAUCAGUUUCAUCGGGACCAGACCAAAAGCUGAAUCAACUCAUUGCAGAAAAGAUAAAAAUGCAAGAUGCAGCAAUUCAGACAACCCCUUCCUCUAACAGUUUUGGCAAGAAUCACCAAGCUAAUAAUUUGUCUGACUUCAAAGUUGAUGAAAGUGUACAAACAUUGAAUAACAGCAAAUCAAUUCAACACCCACCCUUUAGUCAGCGAGAUUCUGUAGGCACUUCAAGAGAAUUCAGGAGUCAGGGUACCUUAAACACACAGUCAGAAGAGCAGCUCCCCAGAAAAGAUCCCAUUUGUACACAUAAUGAUGAUCUUUUGCUUCCUAUAGAUGGGAUUGAGAAAAAUUCACCUGCUUCUUACCUAAAGAAUCAUCCACUUUACAGACAGGACUAUAGUCCUAAGCCAAAACCUUCAAAUGAAAUUACAAGAGAGUAUAUACCUAAAAUCGGAAUGACUACUUAUAAAAUAGUGCCUCCCAAAUCUCUGGACAUAGGGAAAGACUUGGAGACAGAAACCAUAGGAUAUAAAGACAGUCAAGAGACACACACCUUAGAGAAAAAGCAUACUCAUGAGAAUAUGAAAGAAACUGCAAUUCAGACAGAAGACCUCAUUAUUUCCGAAGGCCCAAAGGAGCCGCCGCCAGACCUUAAACCAAAACCAAACUUGAGGACAGGACAUCAGGUUCCCAGUUCUGCAGGUUCGCCUGAUAGUGCUGUGGCUAAUCCUCUGAGAACUGUUCCUAGAAUGGCUAGAGACACUGGUACAGUUCCUUUUGCACCAAAUUUGGAAGACAUAAACAAUAUUUUGGAGUCAAAAUUUAAAUCUCGGGGUUCAAAUCCCCAGGCCAAACCAAGUUCUUUUUUCUUACAAAUGCAGAAGAGAGCAUCAGGUCACUAUGUGACAUCUGCCGCUGCCAAGAGUGUCCACACUGCCCCUAAUCUUAUUCCAAAGGAACCGACACAUGCAGAGGUAGAAAGGGAUCUGCAACUCCCGCCAGAGCAGCCUCUUUCUCCCUUAAGUAAAACAACUCACCUUCCUCUCCCACAUCCCAUUAAAAGUACCGGUGAUGACAUCAUCAGUCAGAAGCCUGUGGAAACCUCUCCUCCUCCCACAGCUCCAAAACCUGUGCCUCUUCCUACUAGUCAGGUAGCAGCACUAAACCUGAAGACUUUGAAAACUUUCGGUGCCCCACGACCUUUCUCCAGUUCUGCUCCUUCGCCAUUUGCCCUUGCUGUAGUGAAAAGGUCACAGUCUUUCAGUAAAACACGUACUGAGACAUCCAGGGAUGGUGCACCUGUCCAGCCUCUGAGUGACACAGAAAAAGGGAACACUCAUUCUGUAAAUACAUCAGUGGACAUCCCACAGCUUGGUGUGACUGAUCAGGGAAAUAACUCUGCACAUAAUAAACAGAAUCCCCAGAUACCACCUCCAACCGACUGCCCAUCACUUACCCUUAAGAGACAAAGUUCUUUAACAUUCCAAAGCUCUGACCCAGAGCAGCUCCGACAGACUUUGCUGACUGCAAUCCGUUCUGGAGAGGCUGCUGCCAAAUUGAAAAGGGUCACUGUUCCUUCAAAUACAAUAUCUGUGAACGGAAGGUCAAGACUCAGCCAGCCCGUGUCCUCUGAUGUCCAGGAUGGCCAUUAAAUGUCCUGCCAUACUGCACGUCACCACUUCCACUUCACAGACCCACUGCAUACUAACGGAGAAUGUAUAUUCAGAUGUACACUAAUAUAUUGUCUAUUAAAGUAUAAGAAGUUGUGUUACGGCAUUUAAUGCCAAAAUAAAUAUCAGAAUGUAUAAUUUAAUAUAAUUUUGGGGGGGUGUCUUUUUCUGCCUUAAAAGCUGAAUAUGCUGCCUCAGAAUUUUUAAAAAAAGGUAAAAAUUACUUCUUUUUUUUUUUCAAAUGGAAAAUAAUCCUUUAUUAACUUCACCUAUUUCUGGAUACAUUCUCUACAAUGGUGACUUAGACAAAAGUAUAAAAAUUUAUAGACUUAUUUUGUGUCAUGAACAGCUAGGUAAACAUAGAUCUAUUUGUUGCCUCAAUAUUACAGUUUAAUUGGAAACAUUUAUAAGUUAAAAGUCUAUUUCGUGCUGAGAGAAUAAGCUAGAAAGCUAGUGAUGUCAAGUAUAUUCAGUUCAACAAUUAUUUUUGAUGAUGAAUCAGUAAGAUUUAUUUUUGCAUUCUUUAUGUAAUUACAAAUCACUGUCAAAUUUAUGGAACUCUCCUAGUAUGUUAAUAUUUUAUUAACAUGGAACACAUGGUUUUUUUAAUCUUUAGGUUUUAAAUUGCACAAGGGGAAUUGAAAUAUUUUUUGUAUAUUAUUAUGUCAUUAUCAUUACACAGAUAUGGGUUUUAUGUGCCAGAAGCCUUAAAAAUCUUCCUGUGAAAAUGUUGAUAUUUGUGAGUAAUCUCACAUCUGAUAUGUAGAGAGGAAUAGGUGUUAGUUUAUGUCCAUAUUGGAAGACAUUAAAGACUAUUUGAAAAGUCCAGAAAUCCUGGUUUUAAUUAAAGUUAAAUGAUAACAUAGUCAUUAUGCAGUUCAGAUGCUAAUAUUCUAAAUAAUAAUAUAUAUUUACAUUCAAGCUAAAACUUCUAAGCAAAGCAGUGCCUACUUUGCUGGCUUAUAUCUAUUUUGGGAUCUAGAGCUUGUUGGUGUUCUUUCUCUGCUUUAAAUACUGUAUUGCUCCCUUAUUCUAAACGCUUUGUUCCAACAAGCUGAUGUUAAGUUGGUUUUCACUAAAACUACUGUGAUACCUGCCUCUUUGGAAAAUGCGUUAAUUUUUUUUUUCCUGUUUAAUAAAGCUAAGUUAUGUAUUUGC
Messenger RNA from Tupaia belangeri chinensis (Chinese tree shrew), 4987 nucleotides. RefSeq names its product cordon-bleu WH2 repeat protein like 1 (gene COBLL1). The transcript has 17 exons. Gene Ontology annotation, molecular function: actin monomer binding. NCBI's taxonomy places the organism in Eukaryota, Metazoa, Chordata, Mammalia, Scandentia, Tupaiidae. The record is from RefSeq and is a predicted model, not a curated record. The coding region runs from base 101 to 3811 and encodes 1236 amino acids.